UGCCAGAAGGAAAAACAGGAUUGUUUUAAAGUAACCAGUGUCUUCAGAUGAGUUUGGUAAUAGUAUUUCAGGAUUUAUGCUGCAGAAGAUACAGUUUUUCCAGUCUGUUUCUAUUAUCUGACUUCAUCCCAAAAUAUUCUGUAUAUUUAAAAAGUGGAGGAUAAGAUAGCAGAGUAGAUUAAGAGCGUUUAUAAGACUGUUCACAGGCAACUAUUUUCUUUUUCUUUCAGAAGACAUUUGUAUGCUAUUCCACAAAACCUGGUUUUCAGAGACCAAAAAUAUUUUUGGAUCUCAUCUUAGUCACUCAGUUCCUUGGACUCACACUUGCAUGAACAAGAUCAAAGAACGUACUUCAGUAAUUUGCUUCAAGAUAAUCCUGUUGGAUGGUUUGCUUUCAUUUGGACACAAGUCACUGCCUUCUGUUCAGCUCUUUAAGAUUAAUUUCAACAGUAACAGUAAAACGAUGGGACAAGAAGAAGAAAAACCUCUGAAGGAAAACUUUCAGUUUAGUAGGAAAAGAUAUGUUCUUCCAGCAAAACUAUGCACCAAGGAGGCAAGUGCCCCAAACUUCUAUCAUGCUUGUUAUCUACACUCUAUGCAAAUACAAAAUAUCUGGGAUCAGAUAUUUAAAUUGUAAGUUUGCUAUGUAAGGCAUAAAAUAAUGUGUUAGUAAGAGUAAUAAAAAUAAGUCAAGCCCAGAUAUAAUACAUGGGAAGAACAAACAGAACAAUACGUUAGCUUCUUGCCCACUAUAGUUUGGCUUCAGUUUCACCCACUAACCACAGAAUCGAUUUGGAGCUGGGGGCUUUGAGCCAGUUGCUGUCCAAAUGACCAAAUGAAAUGGGUCGCAGAGAAACCUGUUAUCUGCAUACACUGAAUUGCGACUCAAUGGCUCAGCAAGGCAUCAAAGUGCGCCCAGUGCUGCUCAAGCGGAACAGUCUGGAUUCUGUUGAUUUUAGGAGGCAGCCUCACCAUCGCCGGAGCAAAUCACAACAAGUCCGAUUCAAAGAUGACGGGACAGACAAUUCACCAGCAGCAGAAUCAGAACAUGAAACAGGAGCUGCUCAAGACCCAUGUGCACUGGGUAAAACGCAGGCAUCCCAACCCCACAGUGUGCUGAACGAUUCCCUCUGUUUCCCUCCAUCUCACAAGGGAUUACAGAAUAUCGCAAUUCAGACUUCUCCUAGCCUCAGGAAGCAUUUUCCAGUAUUUAAAAAGAAAAGAAUUGCAACAAGCAAGUCCUUGACGGAAAUGCCAAAAGAAUCCGAGUAUUCAAUUCAAGUCAAUGGCAACCUUUCUGAACAGGACAUAAUCUCUUCUAGCCUGUCUUACUUAAGCAUCAGCCAGCAUUUAGAGGAUGGGCCAAGAACAGCCAAGGCAGCAGAUCUGCUGUUUCAAGGGGUGCAUAAAGCACAAAGCAACGGGCCAGUCCAUUUGGGUUCCGAUAAAAUUACAAUACUGGAAAAAGCAACUGUUUCAACCCAGGUCCCUGACUACACACACCCAGGUUCUGCACAAGACAGUUUUUCUGUUUGUGGCCCAGAUACACAAACGGGUCUAAGCAGCUCAGUUCAUUCUUCUACAGCUAUGAGACAAUCUAAUGAAAACUAUUCACUACAAAUGGGUUCAGAAAAAUAUUUGCCCAACAUAAGUCAUAACUGUAAUGAAACUAACAUGGUUCAUUGUUCGUGUGAAGAAAAAAGUUAUACUGAAUUAUUUGCAUCGAAGGAUGACGCUAGCACUAAGGGAACCAUUCUCUCAUCACCUCAGUUACACCCCAGUCUCUUACCCUGCUCCCUCAAAGAACAGGAGCAAUCAAUACAGCAGAAAACAGAUUCUGGCCAUAUGACACUGACUAACGAUAAUCAAACAGCAUCAUUCACCAACAAUAAUGCAUCACCCAGUGUUCCCUCAUGUCAAACUGUAACAGAGAACAUUUCUACCACUACCGAAGUGCCACAGUAUAACAACUGCUUAGAAGGCUUUUACAUAAACACUUAUCUUCCAGGGGCUGAAAUAAAACCAGAGAACAAAGAGAUUAAAGAAAUUAAUCAAAUACAUUUGGCGCACAGUGAGCUGAGCAUCCUACAAGACAGGCUCCAGUCCGUUGAGGAAUCUUUGCAGUCAAACCAGGAGAAGAUUAAAGUCCUUUUGAAUGUAAUUCAAGACAUGGAAAAGGCCAGAGCCCUCAAUGAAGGGCGGAACUUCUACCGCACUGGCCAAGAUCUCAACAAUUGCAGCACUUGCCAGAACACUGCAUGUAUCAUUUACAGUGUGGAAUACGACUUCAGACAACAAGAAGGGAGGUUUCACCAAGUUUUGAAAACACUGGAUCAAGUGGAAGAGAUUGCUCCUGUGACAACGCUACAGAGGCAACUAUCUGAUCACUCUGUCCCUGAGAAACAGGAAUUAAGAAGAAAGACAAAGAAAAAGAAAUGCUUCUGGUGGAUUUGA
Varanus komodoensis (Komodo dragon) is the source of this 2454-nucleotide messenger RNA. It is a transcript of the gene INSYN2B, whose product is annotated as inhibitory synaptic factor family member 2B. The record is from RefSeq and is a predicted model, not a curated record. The transcript has 3 exons. Bases 841 to 2454 code for a protein of 537 amino acids. Gene Ontology annotation, biological process: inhibitory postsynaptic potential. Lineage: Eukaryota; Metazoa; Chordata; Lepidosauria; Squamata; Varanidae. Gene Ontology annotation, cellular component: postsynaptic density.